This is a messenger RNA of Dermatophagoides pteronyssinus (European house dust mite), 1185 nucleotides long. RefSeq lists its product as uncharacterized. Gene Ontology annotation, cellular component: plasma membrane. The record is from RefSeq and is a predicted model, not a curated record. Lineage: Eukaryota; Metazoa; Arthropoda; Arachnida; Sarcoptiformes; Pyroglyphidae.
AAUCCAUUCUUAAUUAUUGUUUGAAUAUCAUUAUUAAUAUCGUUGUUGUUUUGUUGAUUUAAAAUAAUUUCUACUAUUCGAGCUUUUUUUCACAAAUAUUUCUCUCACAAUGGUUUCCUGUCGUGGUUCAAUUGCUAAAGCAAUUCUUUGUAUGAUGAAUGCAACAUUCAUUAUGAUAUCAUUGGCCAUGAUUCUUUUGGGAUUACAAAUGAAAGUACAGCAAACGACAUUAUCAUACGAAAUGGACAGCUCAAAUAUGACAACCAAUAGUUAUCCAUAUAAUGAUGAUUCUGUAGAAUUGAUGGGCAUAAUGAAAUGGGAUCGAAUGGCUAAUCUGUUGCUAUUGAUUGGAACAUUUUUGAUCAUCAUAUCGAUAUAUGGUUUUUGUGCAGCAUUAAACGAAUCAUCAUUAUUAUUGAACAUUUAUAUCUAUUUUUUGAGUAUAAUAUCGUUGGCUGUAUGGGUAACAGUUAUUUUUAUACUUAUGUUCAAUCCAACGUUGUUUGAAUAUAGUCGUCAUUUGUUUAUUGCACGAAUGGAAGUAAUUUCCAAUCCAACACAUCGUGAUAGAAUUAAUCAUGCUUUGUUUUUGCAAAAUUUUCAACAAAUUUUUCAUUGCUGUGGUAUAGAUUCGCCAAACGAUUGGUCAAAUUCAACAUUUGGAAAUGUAUCAUUAGGUCGAGAACGAUUGCCUGCAAGCUGUUGUUCAAAUGAACGACAACAAAAACAAGAUUUAUCAAUCAAAUUAUUUAUGAAAGAAGAUAGUUAUAAAACUUGUGUCAAAGAUCAAAUGACUUAUCAUGAUGGCUGCUUUUCAUCGAUACAGAUUUUACGUUACCGUUUAUUUGGAUUAAUGAUUAUAAGUGCCGUCAUUUUAAUGUUGGCUUUAUUAUUAGCAUUAACAUGUUGUCUUGAACGUGAUAAACGUUUACAAUUUGCUCAUAUGGUUAAUAUGCAAUAUGCUACACAUUUAUCUGGUUGUCAUCAAAGUCCACAUGAACUUGGAUAUUUUGGCCGUCGUAUACAUUGUCCGUUUCGAAAAUCUUCUGUUGAAUCACAAGGUGAACAGAAUCUAAAACGUACAAUGAUGAGUUCCAUGAUCGAAUCUUAGAGUCGAUGAUUUCGGAUAAAUUGCACCAUUGCAAUUAUCAGUAUUGAUAACUUUUAUAAUUUUUUUAAAAUUAA